UUUAAAUGAUCUGCAUUUAACAUUUGAAGUAAAUGUAGCUUAUAAUUAGAAAAUGCAAACUGGCAAGAUGGAAAAAAAUCAAGGAGAUGCUGCCUCGAACGGAUUCCGAUAUAGUCAACCCAGGUCAAGCAUGUUAAACUUCACUUCGAACACGUUUAAUAAUCCUCCGCAUGUUUCGAAAACAAUAAAUCCAAAUAAGGCAGUUUUUACAAUUGACGCACAUACGGGAAAAAUCUUUAUCGUCAAUAAUAAUGCUUGCCAAUUAUUGGGAUAUACUUCCCACGAGCUGCGAAGGAAAUCCUUCUUCGAUUUACUGCAUUGUAAGUCAGACAAUCACAUUUCUGCAUUGGCCGAAAUGCAAAUUGAUAGUGAUGAAGGGAUUGUCGUAUUACUCAGCGGAAAAGUUAUUGAAAUGAAGACCAGUUACAACACAAAAGUAGUAGUGUCUUUGUGGAUUCGCCAAAUCGACAAUGAUGGAAGAAAUAUAGCUGUUGCUGAACCGGUUCAGAGACACAUUUGCCUAGUCAGCGUGGACCGAUGUGGCGUCAUAACAUCAGCAGAUAGUACAACAGCUACUAUAUUUCUAUAUGAAUCAGUUGAAGAUAUUGUUGGAGUUCACAUUUCAUCACUGAUACCAUUUAUUAAAUUACCGGAUCCCGAUUGCAAGCAGAUUUCAAAAAGCCUACGUAAGCAAAGAGCUACCGGGAGAACGACCGAUAAUGUGAAGUUUCCGCUUUGCUUACACAUUGCUCCGUAUGAACCAACACCCUCAGAAAACAUCAGCAAAGCUUGCUUUCAAAUUACAAUUUGGGUAUUUCAAAAUCUAAGCGGAUUAAUUGUUGUGGACGAAAUGGGCAAUAUUCAAACGUGUAACCAACCAUUUUCACUUCUUAUGUUUGGUUAUAGUCAAGAAAAAAUUACAAAUAUGCACAUAUCUUCGAUCCUACCGAAUUUCGGAAAAGACUUGCAGGAAGAUAAAAGCCCGAAUAUCUCAAAUACGUCUAUAACAAGCAACGAGUGGGAACCUGAAUCUGACCCAUUUGAUCCAGAGAAUGAGCCAUCAUUUCAGUUAAAUAAGAAAAAUACAAUUGCAAAACCAAGCAGCCAAUCAACAGUUGGGGAAUUAACGAAUGAUCUAGGAGUUAUAAAUAAAACCGAAAAUACUGGCGACAUUUGCAGUACUGUAACUACGAAUACUGGAAAAUUAUUGGAUGUUGAUCCAGAGGUCAAUGAUUUAGGGGCAGAUGAUGCUUUAACGCCUGUAAAUACUUCAAAUGAGUUUUUGGAACCGGAGCAAGAUAAUGCCAGAUCCAUGCAAAAUGCGCCAUUGGACUCGACGAGCAAUAGCCUUUCCUCGAAACUGUUAAGCUGCAGAGAUGGACGGUACAUAGGUGAGGCUAUUCACGAGGACGGUACGAUAAUAGAUGUCUUGUAUUCUGUGUCAAUUCAAGUUCUACCGUGCUCAAAUCGUGAAUAUUAUUGCAUUUGGGUAUGUCGAGAUCCCAACACACGCUUCGACAACGAUAAAUAUGCCAAUCUUACUUUAACAUUUAAUAGCAUGACCAGUACAGUCGAACCACAGUCAUUGGGACAAGUCAUUAAAACUACAGCUGCCCAAAAUUCGAGCCGGCCAAACUCCCUUUCGCUUGUCUCCAAAUAUGAGGAUGAAAUAUUCUCUGGAGAGUACAGUAAGCACUACACAUCUAUUAAGCAAAUUGGAAAAGGUGCUUAUGGAUAUGUGAAAUUGGCGUUUCGUAAUUCGGAUCGCCUCCUAGUUAUAACAAAGUUUAUACUUAAGGAAAAGCUAUGUGCGGAGUUCAUGGUGAAAAGUCACGAAGGCAAGGAUAUUCCCAUCGAGAUACACCUGCUGCAAACCUUGAAACAUCCUAAUGUCGUUUCCGCAAUGGAUGUGUUUGAAAAUGAUUUUUUCUAUCAACUGGUAAUGGAAAAACACGGGCCAGGAAUUGAUCUUUUUGAAUUUAUUGAGCGUCGUCCACUUAUAGAUGAAAAACUAGGCAGUUACAUUUUUCGCCAAAUCGCGAAUGCGGUUAACUAUCUGCAUGAACAAAAGAUACUUCAUCGGGAUAUAAAAGAUGAAAAUAUUAUAAUAGAUCAUCACUUUAACAUAAAAUUGAUUGAUUUUGGAUCUGCCACAUUUAUGGAAGAAGGUAAAUAUUAUUCCACAUUCUAUGGAACAACGGAAUACUGUAGCCCAGAAGUCUUAGCUGGUAAUAAAUAUGCCGGUCCUGAGUUAGAGGUGUGGUCUCUUGGUGUCACCCUCUACGUAUUAAUGUUUUUCGAAAAUCCGUUCAUUGAUGUGGAAGAAACUUUAAAAGCCGAUGUACAUAUUCCCAGUAAAAUCUCAGAACAACUUAAACACUUGUUGAUCUCAAUGUUGAACAAAGAUCCCAAAUUUCGUUGCACAAUGAAGACACUAAUAAAUGAUCCUUGGGUAACGCAGGAGGUCAAUGCUUCUCUUUUCAAUUUUGCAUGGAUUGUUCCAUGCAAGCCGCAUGAGGCAAAUCCAGAUAUUUUUUUUUCGGGACAGCUUUACUCAAGUACCUCCGUAUUGUCAACAAUUUCGCCACAAGACAGUUUCUCUCAAAUCGACGAGUGCUCCAUUGAAGAAAGCAUAGAGGAAAAGUCACUUACUCAUAAAACAGAAACCGAAUCUUUUGCAAAAGACGGAAAAGUAAUGGAAAAAUACCAAACAAGUUGCCAACAAGAUAUGCCAAUGGAGGAUAAAAUUAUUUUUAAUCGAGAAUCGAGAGCAUUAUCAACAUCAAAAGAUAUUAUAUCUUAUGUCGAUCAUUUUCAUCUGCAAACCAAUGAAACUCGAAAUAAGUUAUCUUUGUCUAAAUCUGAAAAUAACAUUCACCAAGACACGCUCGACCCAUCCGUGUCAGUAUACAAUGUCGUUAGUUUGCAUGACGUUAACCUAAAAACCAAUCCUCUGAACUGCAAACUAAACCAUGUUUCAAAUUUGCAUAUAAGUAAAGAAGGGGUAGAUUUUCAUCUUUCCAAUAUGGAGUCCCAAAAAUAAGAAACAUUUGAAAGAACUGGGUUCGGAGCGCAUGGUACGAAAUGGUACUAAAGUACUUGUAGGUUCAUUUUAAAAAAUAAAAAAAAGUUGCAGUAUAAAGUAGGAAGUUGACAUGUGUAUAGGUAGUGUGGAUAUAUGUAGCGGUACAAUGAUAGAUAUAGUAAUGUGAUUUCUUAACUGUACAGAUAAUAAUUGAAAAACGAAAACCAUGGGAUAGAGAUUAUUGGUGUAACAAUAUUAAAGAGUUUUUAUUUUUAGAUGUUAUCAUAGCUACAAGCAUACAUAAACUAAAUAAGUCGAAUUGGCAUUCGGAAUGCAUUUUACAGACAAAUGUAUUUGUAAAUACACACAAUUUAAUAUCCAUGCUUUUAUAUGCCGCAUCAAAGACAGAAUUAAUUCCUUUCAUUGGCGAAGUUAUUGGAAUCAACACAAAAAGUUUUGUUCGAUCCACGAAGCUUUAGUUGUUUUUUUCCCCAAAUAUUGCGGAAAAUUUAAUCAGUUACAGCUCAUCUGAAAAAUAUAUUAUCCAAACCUAGCAGAAUAAUACCCUAGAUGCUAAAUGGGUACGUAACGCGCCCAUUAUCUGACGCGACAGUUAUUUAUUAUUUAUACAUAAGUAAUUAUGUUAAAAUCGGAUAUAAGAAUUUUAUCCUUCACUGAUCAUAAGAUUUGGUUGAGAUAUUUAAACCUGAGGAAUUACCGUAGACUAUCUAUGAUUAAGUUUCAAAUCCACUUUAAAAUAUAGUCUCUUUAAUUGCACACUAUCUCCCUUAAUGAUGGGUUAUACUCGGUCAAACAUAGCUAGCUAUUCGGACCUUACUCAUGUCGUAUUUUUUUUUUUUUGGUUGAAGCAUGUAUUAAUUAGGAAAAGGUGGAAACACGAUAAAUUCAAAUCGCAUAUACAUGCAUACACAUAUAUAUUAAAUGUUAAUAAUCAAAUGGUUUAAGGAGUUGAAUAUUUGAGGAAUUGCAAAGUUGUUAAAAGUAUAGUAAAUGUGAAAAACAAUUACUUCAAAUACUAAUAAUUGUUGUGUACAUAAGAAAAAAUGUAA
This is a messenger RNA of Scaptodrosophila lebanonensis, 4095 nucleotides long. RefSeq names its product PAS domain-containing serine/threonine-protein kinase (gene Pask). The record is from RefSeq and is a predicted model, not a curated record. Gene Ontology annotation, molecular function: ATP binding; protein serine/threonine kinase activity. Gene Ontology annotation, biological process: protein phosphorylation; regulation of DNA-templated transcription; intracellular signal transduction. The transcript is spliced from 3 exons. The coding region runs from base 53 to 3043 and encodes 996 amino acids. NCBI's taxonomy places the organism in Eukaryota, Metazoa, Arthropoda, Insecta, Diptera, Drosophilidae. Gene Ontology annotation, cellular component: nucleus; cytosol; cytoplasm.